Molecule: messenger RNA, 907 nt
Organism: Paecilomyces variotii
Lineage: Eukaryota; Fungi; Ascomycota; Eurotiomycetes; Eurotiales; Thermoascaceae
Product: putative mitochondrial ribosomal protein L23
Exons: 3
Coding region: 85-696 (203 amino acids)
Biological process (GO): mitochondrial translation
Cellular component (GO): mitochondrial large ribosomal subunit; ribosome
Molecular function (GO): structural constituent of ribosome
Source: RefSeq, a predicted model, not a curated record
AACGCCGACGACUCCAUCGUUGUCAUCUCUCCACGUGUCCAUUUUCUUCCUUCUGUUCAUUGACACCGGGAGAAUUGCGACAAGAUGGUCCGCAAGUUCUCCAAGUUCCCCAAGAAGCCGGCUGGCUGGCUUCCUCCGUCGGCACCGCUGCAUAUGCGGAAGCAAGUAUUUCUACCCGAUUUCACCAUCGCUCUUAUCCGCACUCCCUUCCUUCCGCCUCGAUAUGCCUCCUUCUACGUCCCGCUCCAUUUCAACAAGCUUGAUAUUCGCGACUAUCUGCAGCGCUUGUACGGAGUCAAGGUGCUCAGCGUGCGCAGUUUCGUCGAGCAGCAGAAGGUGACGCGAAUGCGAAAGGAUGGCAAACAUGGAUAUGGCCGUCUGAGGAGGCCCCAGGCGAAGAAGAAGAUGACUGUUGAGAUGAAGGAGCCGUUCGUGUGGCCUGAGCCACCGAAGGAUAUGGCACCAUGGGAAAAGGAUCAAUUCUUCAAGGCCGCCCAAUAUCAGAAGGACAUGCAGUCCAAGAACGACCCCCAGUCCGCUAUGGAACCGAACAAGCCCGAGCGAGAGGCAUUCGAGAAACAGGCCAAGGAACUGCUGGAGGGCAAGCAGACAUGGAGACCAACCUGGCAGGCUCUGGGCCUGAACUAUGACCGACCGGCCAUUCCGACCGGUAAGGGAUCCUCGACACGGUCAUGAGGGGGCUCAACUUCGUUUCGGCGCUUUGUUCUUUUGUCUCCCAGGGUCUAACUGCGACCUUUUUACUGUCAUUGUAUCAUAUGGUUUGUGCUGUAGUAUAAAAUUGCCUGGCGUGGCGAUGUACGGACCUGGUAUUAUCAUCUUGCCGAUUUUUCCUUUUUAGCUUAGUUUUUUUACAAAGACAUAGACUCAACAGGUCAAUGAAUGGAUU